This is a messenger RNA of Camelina sativa (false flax), 1244 nucleotides long. The record is from RefSeq and is a predicted model, not a curated record. Lineage: Eukaryota; Viridiplantae; Streptophyta; Magnoliopsida; Brassicales; Brassicaceae.
CUCUCUUUUGUUUUUUAGAAAAUCUCAAAUCGUCUCUCUCUCUCUGCUGGUUUUACGAUCACUGUUGCCAAAAAGAGAAGGGUCUCUCGAGACAAGUGUUAGGAUUACAAACACAACACCAGCUUCCUCCUUGCGACACGACCCUCCGUCAUGUCUGCGCCAGCUAUAUCUUCUCCACGCCACGUUUCAUCACUAUGUUCCACUAUAUAUACACACCUACCCAUUACAUCAUGUCUUUGCCUUAUCACUCACAAAAAAUCUUUAUAUAACAUCACUUUCGAGCUGUCAACAUCCGUACAUGUCAUCCAUAGAGCCAAAGGUGAUGAUGGUUGGUGCUAACAAGAAACAACGAACUGUCCAAGCAAGUUCGAGGAAAGGCUGUAUGAGAGGAAAAGGUGGACCCGAUAACGCGUCUUGCACCUACAAAGGAGUUAGACAACGCACUUGGGGAAAAUGGGUCGCUGAGAUCCGUGAGCCUAACCGAGGAGCUCGUCUUUGGCUCGGUACCUUUGACACCUCCCGCGAAGCUGCCUUGGCUUAUGACUCCGCAGCUCGUAAGCUUUAUGGUCCCGAGGCUCACCUUAACCUCCCAGAGUCCUUAAGAAGUUACCCUGAUACACCGUCGUCUCAGACAUCCCAGACGACACCAAGCAGCAACACGGGUGGAAAAAGCAGCGACUCCGAGUCGCCAUGUUCAUCUAACGAGUUGUCAUCAUGUAGGAGAGUGACAGAGGAGGUAUCAUGGGAGCAUAUAAACGUGGAUUUACCGGUAAUGGAUGAUUCUUCUAUAUGGGAAGAAGCUACAAUGUCGUUAGGGUUUCCAUGGGUUAAUGAAGGAGAUAAUGAUAUUUCUCCGUUUGAUACUUGUAUUUCCGGUGGCUAUUCUAAUUGGGAUUCCUUUCAUUCCCCACUUUGAGGUGUCACUAAAAUCUCCUUAAUUAUUAAGACUAUCAUAUACAAAAUUACAUAUACAAAUAUAUCGUCACCGUGAUGUAAAUAUACACCAGCUCCAUAUAUGUUCACAUCUAUAUAUAUAUGUCGUUUGUCUGUAGUAUAAAAGUAGAUUCUUACUACAUCAUAAAACAUAAAAAAUAAAAAAUGACAGUUGUGUGUCUCAAAGCUAAAUAUGUGUCAUGGGGAAAACUUGAAGUGCAAUGUAUCUGUGUAAAGAAAACGUGAUGUUACGUUGUGUGUAAAUGUAACGGUCAAUGUGUAGACUACAUAUGUCUCUAUUUUCGCUUUCA